AUGGCACCGUUAAGAGCAGUUGGUUUAGUGCUAUGUAGUCUGUUCGUGGUGGCUUUAAUAGUCACGCAGGUUCAAGCAGAGCCUGCACGCUAUGACAACUACCGUGUGUACAAGGUUUCGAUCGAGCGAGUUGAUCAACUGGAACUGCUGCAGCUCAUCGAGCAACGGCCAGAUGGCUAUACCUUCCUCAGUGAUCCGGUCCACCUCAAUACCGCGGUCAAGCUGGUGGUCCCACCCCAUAAAAUGGCUGAGUUCGAGGAGCUCACCGAGCGCUUUGAGCUGAAGGCGACCUUGGCCUUCGACAACCUGCAGGCCGUGAUCGAGCAGCAGAUGAAGGGACGCCGUGAAACGUUCGGCUGGACUGCGUACCAUCCUCUGGAGGAUAUUUACGCCUGGCUCGAUACAUUGAUCGCUGAAUAUCCGGGUAUCGUAACGCCGAUCGUUGCAGGAGAAACCUAUGAAGGACGUCAGAUUCGGGGCGUCAAGGUGUCGUACAAGGCUGGUAAUCCAGCGAUCUUCACCGAGGGAACGAUUCACGCACGCGAGUGGAUCAGUGCCGCUACGGUGACGUUUGUUUUGAACGAGCUGCUGACCUCGCAGAACGCAGAAGUGCGUAACAUUGCCGAAAACUACGAUUGGUAUGUGGUGCCCGUUGCGAAUCCAGAUGGUUACGUCUACACUCACACUACUACGCGGUUGUGGCGUAAGACACGGUCUCAACAGAAUGUCCUUUGUUUCGGUGUCGAUCCGAACCGUAACUGGGAUUUCAAGUUCAAUCAGGGUGGAACUUCGGUCAUCCCUUGUGCGGACACCUUCUCCGGGCCAUCGCCAUUCUCGGAGAUCGAGACCCGCACGCUAUCGGCUUACAUCAGCACCAUCCCGAACCUGUCGACGUAUCUCGACUUCCACUCAUCCGGUCAGCUGCUGAUGGUACCGUAUGGCCACACAACGGAGCCACUUGAUAACUACAAUGAGCUGAUGGACAUUGGCAGGAAGGCCAUCGCCAAGCUUCGGGAGCGCCACGGUAGCGUCUAUCAGGUGGGAAACAUCGCGGAAAUUAUCUAUGUCGCCUCGGGAAGCAGUUUGGACUGGGUUAAGGGAACUCUGCAGACACCGCUUACCUUUGCGUACGAGCUGCGCGACACCGGCGAGUAUGGAUUCCUGCUGCCUCCGGAUCAGAUCAUUGCCACCGCCGAAGAAACGCUUGACUCCAUUAUCGUCAUCCUGGAAGAAGGCAAAGCCUUGGGAUACCAUUGAGUCACUCUUGUCGUACCAAAGCAAAGUCGAAAUAUAUCCCUGGAAUU
This is a messenger RNA of Anopheles darlingi, 1304 nucleotides long. RefSeq names its product zinc carboxypeptidase-like. The transcript is spliced from 4 exons. The record is from RefSeq and is a predicted model, not a curated record. Lineage: Eukaryota; Metazoa; Arthropoda; Insecta; Diptera; Culicidae. Gene Ontology annotation, molecular function: zinc ion binding; metallocarboxypeptidase activity. Bases 1 to 1257 code for a protein of 418 amino acids. Gene Ontology annotation, biological process: proteolysis.